AUGGAGUUCGACCUGAUCGUGCGCAAUGGCAAUGUCGUGACCGCGUCGGAUAUUUGGUAUAACUGCGACAUUGGAGUCAAGGAUGGCACCAUCGUCGCCGUGGCCCGCAACCUCCCCAUCCGCAACGGCGACCAGGUCACGAUCCUCGACGCCGAGGGCGCGUACAUCACGCCCGGCGGCAUCGACACGCACGUGCAUCUCAGCCAGCUGUACGAGGCGUCGGUGGACAGCCUGAUGCGCACGCAGAUCACCAACGGCCAAAUACCCGACCUGGCCAACUACACCAACGACACGUACGACACGGGCACGCGCAGCGCCGUGGCCGGCGGCACCACCACUGUCAUCACCUUCGCCAGCCAGCUGCGCAACGACGAGAGCCUGGUGCCCGUGCUGGAGGAGUACGCCAAGCUGGCCGACGGCCAGUCGUACUGCGACUACGGCUUCCACAUGAUCCUGUCGAACCCCACCAAGCACGUCCUCGACGUCGACCUGCCCAUGAUGGUCGAGCGAUACGGCAUCACCAGCGUCAAGAUCUACAUGACCUACAAGGCCUUUCAGCUCCGCGACUAUCAGAUCCUGGACGUCAUGCACGCGGCACGUCGGCUGGGGAUCACGACCAUGGUGCACGCCGAGAAUGCCGACGUGAUCGAUUGGAUGACCGAGCACCUGGAGGAGCAGGGCAUGACGGCGCCGUAUCAUCAUGGCACGUCGAGGCCACCGAUUGUCGAGGCGGAGGCGACGAAUCGAGCCAUCGUCCUGGCCGAGCUCAUGGACACGCCCAUCCUCCUCGUCCACAUCUCCGGCGGCCACGCCACCCGGGUCAUCCGUGACGCCCAAACCCGUCUCUUACCGGUGCACGGCGAAACCUGUCCGCAGUACCUGUUCCUUCUGGCUGAAAGCAUGAAAAAGGACGGUUUCGAAGGCGCCAAGUGCGUCUGCUCGCCGCCGAUCCGCGAAGAGGCCGCCGACCAGGACGCCAUCUGGACGGGGAUCAAGAACGGCACCUUCACCACCUUGUCGUCGGACCACGCGCCCAUCAAGUUCGACCACCCGCAGGGCAAGCUGCGCGGUCUGGCCCACGGCGGCGGCGAGCAGGGCAAGUUCCAGUACAUCCCCAACGGGCUGCCCGGGGUCGAGACGCGGGUGCCGCUGCUGUGGUCCGGCGGCGUGCUCACGGGACGCAUCACACCACAGAAGUUUGUGGAAGUCACGGCGACGAAUCCGGCCAAGCUGUACGGCUUGACCAACAAAGGGACCAUCGGCCCCGGGUUUGACGCGGACUUGACCAUCUGGUACCCGCAAGACAAGUUCAAACCGUUCAAAUUGACCAACGACAUGUUGCACCAUGCUAUUGACUAUACUCCCUUCGAAGGCGUCGAGUUCAAGAACUGGCCGCGGUAUACCCUGGUCAGAGGCACGGUUGUCUUCAAGGAGGGCGAGGUUGUGGGUAAGCUGGGCUAUGGCAAGUAUCAGCGCCGGACCAAGAGUACGCUGGGUGGGCCGCGAAAUGAGUUUCUGAGUGAGUGGCGGCCGAAGUAUCCUGCGAAUUAG
Molecule: messenger RNA, 1551 nt
Organism: Fonsecaea erecta
Lineage: Eukaryota; Fungi; Ascomycota; Eurotiomycetes; Chaetothyriales; Herpotrichiellaceae
Product: Dihydropyrimidinase
Exons: 3
Coding region: 1-1551 (516 amino acids)
Cellular component (GO): cytoplasm
Molecular function (GO): hydrolase activity, acting on carbon-nitrogen (but not peptide) bonds
Source: RefSeq, a predicted model, not a curated record